Molecule: messenger RNA, 895 nt
Organism: Ceutorhynchus assimilis (cabbage seed weevil)
Lineage: Eukaryota; Metazoa; Arthropoda; Insecta; Coleoptera; Curculionidae
Source: the annotation of a GenBank genome assembly
GCAACUGUUAGUAAAACAUCAUCAAUCAUCAUUUUGAAAUGUUAGCCAUCCAUAAUAAAUAUAAACUGAACUGAAAAAAUGGUUAGUGGAAAAGAGUUCAGGAACAACUUGACAAAACCUUUACCCAACGCCGUUAAAAAGCAAAAACAUGAAUCUGACUUGGAAGAAGGACAAGACAAGCAGCAGGAGUCAUCUUGUAGACAAGUGCCAGCUUUCACUAUACAAGCAUUUCAAAAAGGUACAUGUGUAAUUCCUCCUCCUAAAUGUAAUGCCUACAAAGAAGUAGCUCCUAAAGGAGCACAUAAAUUUCGCAUGAAUUACAAAAGAGGCAAUUUACCUAUAGCUUUAGAAGCUAAAGGAGCUAGAGUUUCUUGGAAAGCUGAUAUUAAUAAAUUGGAAUUCCACUAUUACCUUCCUAUGUUCUUUGAAGGUUUAUGUGAAACUGAAAACCCUUAUAAGCUGUUUGCUCAGCAAGGCAUUCAUGAUUUGCUUAAUUAUGGCGGUCAAAAGGUUUUCCCUUGCAUUCCGCAACUUAUCAUACCAAUAAAAGAUGCGCUCAAAACCAAAAACAAAGAAGUAAUGUGCUCCACCCUAAAAGUACUGCAGCAUCUCGUGAAAUCGGCCGAUCUGAUCGGCGAGGCCCUCGUACCUUACUACAGGCAAAUUUUGCCCACUUUGAACUUGUUCAAAGAGAAAAACGUCAAUUGCGGCGACGAAAUCGACUACAGCCAAAUGCGAGGAGAUAAUUUAGCCGAUAUUAUCAAUGACACUUUGGAAAUAUUGGAAAGAUACGGCGGUCCGGAUGCUUUUAUCAAUAUCAAAUAUCUGAUACCGACUUAUGAAUCUUGUAUGCUGAACUAGGAAAAAUAUAUUUCUAUUGUAUUAUUGUGUAUAA